Molecule: messenger RNA, 2174 nt
Organism: Hipposideros armiger (great roundleaf bat)
Lineage: Eukaryota; Metazoa; Chordata; Mammalia; Chiroptera; Hipposideridae
Gene: GPR37L1
Product: G protein-coupled receptor 37 like 1
Exons: 2
Coding region: 201-1628 (475 amino acids)
Biological process (GO): positive regulation of MAPK cascade; adenylate cyclase-inhibiting G protein-coupled receptor signaling pathway
Cellular component (GO): signaling receptor complex; plasma membrane
Molecular function (GO): G protein-coupled peptide receptor activity
Source: RefSeq, a predicted model, not a curated record
UGUCCAGCAGAGGGCCCUGCCCAGCCCGUGGCCGGCGGGGUGGGAGGGAGCAGCUCGAGGCCACUGGAGCGGGCUGGCGACGCCAGACGCCUGACUGGGGGCGGACCAAGCAGCCAGCUGCCUCUUUUGAGUCCGCCGGGUGCCGGGUCCCCGGCCCUUACCUGCUUUCCGUGGAGCAGCUGCCUCCUGCUCGUCCGGCCAUGCGGUGGCUGUGGCCUCUGGCCAUCUCUCUUGCUGUGGUGUCGCCUGCGGGGCUGAGCAGAGUCUCUGGGGGUGCCCCCCUGCACCCCAGCAGGCGCAGAGCCGAGGCCCCUGAGCAGCAGAGCCGGCCCAAGAGAGGCACCGAGGACGAGGAGGCCAGGGGGGUGCAACAGUACGUGCCCGAGGAGUGGGCUGAGCGCCCCCCGCCCGUGCACCCCGCUGGCCUGCAGCCCACCAAGCCCUCGGCCACCAGCCCCAACCCAGAUGCGGAUGGGGGCACCCCGGGCAGCGGGUCGGAGCCACGGGGCAACCUGACGGGGACGCCGGGUCAGAGGCUGCAGAUCCAGAACCCCCUGUACCCCGUGACUGAGGGCUCCUACGGCGCCUACGCCACUGUGCUGCUGGCCCUGCUGGUGUUCGCUGUGGGCAUCGUGGGCAACCUGGCUGUCAUGUGCGUCGUGUGGCACAGCUACCACCUGAAGAGCGCCUGGAACUCCAUCCUCGCCAGCCUGGCCCUCUGGGACUUCCUGGUGCUUUUCUUCUGCCUCCCUGUUGUCAUCUUCAAUGAGCUCACCAAGCAGAGGCUGCUGGGGGACGUCUCCUGCCGCGCCGUGCCCUUUGUGGAGGUCUCCUCCUUGGGGGUCACCACCUUCAGCCUCUGCGCCCUGGGCAUCGACCGCUUCCACGUGGCCACCAGCACGCUGCCCAAGCUGCGGCCCAUCGAGCGGUGCCAAUCCAUCGUGGCCAAGCUGGCCGUCAUCUGGGUGGGCUCCAUGACACUGGCUGUCCCGGAGCUCCUGCUGUGGCAGCUGGUGCGGGAGUCGGCCCCCAGCAUGGGCACCGUGGACUCGUGCGUCAUGAAGCCCUCGGCCAGCCUGCCCGAGUCCCUGUACUCGCUGGUGAUGACCUAUCAGAACGCACGCAUGUGGUGGUUCUUCGGCUGCUACUUCUGCCUGCCCAUCCUCUUCGCGGUCACCUGCCAGCUGGUGACGUGGCGCGUGCGCGGCCCCCCGGGGAGGGAGCCACCGUGCCGGGCAGGCAAACACGAGCAAGGUGAGAGGCAGCUCAACAGCACCGUGGUGGGGCUGACCGUGGUCUACGCGCUCUGCACCCUCCCCGAGAACGUGUGCAACGUCGUGCUGGCCUACCUCUCCCCCGGGCUGACCCGCCAGACGCUGGACCUCCUGGGCCUCAUCCAGCAGUUCUCCGCCUUCUUCAAGGGGGCCGUCACCCCGAUUCUGCUGCUGUGUGUGUGCAGGCCGCUGGGCCAGGCCUUUCUGGACUGCUGCUGCUGCUGCUGCGAGGGCUGUGGGGGCGCCUCGGCUGCCAGCUCCAAUAGCAAGCUCAAGACGGAGAUGUCAUCGUCCAUCUACUUCCACAAGCCCAGGGAGUCGCCCCCGCUCCUGCCCCUGGGCACGCCUUGCUAAGGCCAGGCCCCACGGGAGGCCUGGGACAUGGGCAAGGGGGACAGCAGGGGGCGGCCACCCCAGCCUGUCCCGUGUUUCUGUCCCCAUUGGUCUGGCGAGGUGGACGGGUCCCUCCUGUUGCGGUCUGGGCAUGGCCAGGCCCCAACCCCAGCAGGCCCCCCUGUCCUCUUCCUGGUGGGCAGCAAAGCUUCUAGGUCCUUAGAAUUGCCCAGAAACUGUCCCAGCAGCUGGGAGCCAGAGCUCGCGCAGGUCUGCCCCACUGCCCAGCCCCACUGCCGCCUCUGCCUGGCGCCUGGCUCCACGGUCGCCGUGUCCCCGCUAGGCCUUAUCUCCCUGCCCCCACCAAUCCCAGGACGGGGGCUCCCGGGAGGCCAGCCGCCUUGGCUGUUCCCUGGACGCCUCCUCCUCCUGGUGCCGUGUCUUUCCGGGGGUUUCCCUCCCUCCUCCUCUGACCGACCCUGGGUCGUCCUAUCCUCACCCCCUUGUUAGGUGCCCCCCCACCCCCAUAGAAGGCCUUUUGAAAAACAAUAAACUAGGUGGAACUAC